Sinocyclocheilus grahami is the source of this 899-nucleotide messenger RNA. RefSeq names its product GDNF family receptor alpha-1-like. Gene Ontology annotation, cellular component: external side of plasma membrane; signaling receptor complex. Gene Ontology annotation, molecular function: signaling receptor activity. The transcript has 4 exons. Gene Ontology annotation, biological process: nervous system development. The record is from RefSeq and is a predicted model, not a curated record. The coding region runs from base 309 to 899 and encodes 196 amino acids. NCBI's taxonomy places the organism in Eukaryota, Metazoa, Chordata, Actinopteri, Cypriniformes, Cyprinidae.
UACAGCGCAACUGAAUGCCACAGUGCUGUCGCGCGCUCAGUCGCACGAGCGUAUCUUGAGAGCUGGAGUUUUAUUCUGCUGCCUCGCGACUCAUUUUCUUUUUGUAACGUUGUCUAUGAGUCUUAAUCCAAUAAACCAUUCCAUAUCGAUUAGUGACAGGUUUGGGCUAGGUUUUUUUCUUAUAUACUCUGGAUGUACAUUGUGACUAACGAUGUUUCAAUGGACCUGAAUGAGAAAGGAUUAUUCUUUUCAUCGUCAAAACAAUAAUUUGCGUGUUUGAACGAACUUACCCACGGAUAAAAAGCGCAAUGAUUUUCGCCGCGAUUUACUUCGUUUUACCGCUGUUGGAUGUGCUGUUAUCUGCCGAGGAGUCUUACUUUACUAGUUCAAACCGGCUGGACUGUGUGAAGGCGAACGAGCUGUGUUUGAAGGAGCCGGGAUGCAGCACGAAGUAUCGAACUAUGAGGCAGUGCGUGGCGGGGAGGGAGAGCAACUUCAGUAUGGUGACCGGAGUGGAGGCGAAGGAUGAAUGCCGGCUUGCGUUGGACGCUUUAAAGCAGAGCCCUUUGUAUAACUGCCGCUGUAAAAGAGGCAUGAAGAAAGAAAAGAACUGCCUGCGCAUCUACUGGGGGAUCUAUCAGCAUUUACAGGGGAAUGAUUUACUUGAGGAUUCUCCAUAUGAGCCUGUGAACAGCCGGCUUUCUGAUAUAUUUCGACUUGCUCCCAUCUAUUCAGAGGGAGGGACUAAUGGCGGUCCCUGGAGCAGUCCUAUCACCGUGGCCCCAGGGAGAGGAUCCCAGGGCAGGUCAAGACCACUUGAACCUCAAGACCCCAGUAGAAACAGAAGGGCUCACCCAAACUGGGCUAUUCUGGGUAAAUACGUCACUAAUACACACUGA